UCUCUGGAAAUAGUGAUAUGUAGUCAACUACUGAAAUACUACCUUUUUCAUUAUAUCCAAUCACAUGAUCAUCAUCAUUAACUACUUUUGAUCAUCUAAGCAAAUUUUCAAUCCAAAAUAAUAAUAAAAAAAAAAACACUAAGAAAAUGGAAGGUCUAAUAAAGGGUCUAGUUAAUGCUGCAUUGGGUGGUGAUGAUGAUGAUAAGAGAAAUGAAGAUAAAGUGGAACAACAGUCUAGAUCGUCUUGGGCCAAUGUUGUGUCUGGUGACAAGGAUGAUGAAGAGAAUAGUAAUAGUAGAGUUCGACAUACAAGAAAUGAGGAAGGGAAUAGUGAGAGGAAUGAGGAAGGGGGAUCUGGUGGAUCACAAUCUUCAAGGAGACCUCAAAAGGCUGUGAAUGAAGGGUAUGAAAGUAAUAGGCCAGGUGAUUAUAAUCAAAGUAAUGAUGGCUGGGAGACGGUUGGGAAGAAGCAUCCAAAAAAACAGGUUCGUAAAGAUAACUGGGACAAUUUCAAACGUCCUGCAGAGGAGCAAGAGUAUUCUAAUGAAGUCGAACAUAAUUCUCAAAUGGUACCCACUCAAAAUGAACUAAAUGACCUUGGUCAAGCUUGCAAUAAGCUUUGGGAGCUUGACUAUAACCGUUUAGUGCCAGGAAAAGACUAUGAGAUCGAUUGUGGUGAAGGAAAGAAAACUUAUCAAAAACAAGAUAUGGCAGAAGGAAGCCUCUUUACUUGGUUAAGUGAAGAUGUUUUUAGGAAGCCUACAAUUUCUCGGUUUUGUUCUCUUUUGGAUAAUUAUAAUCCACACGAAGGGUAUAAAGAGCAAGUUACACCUCAAGAGAAACAAGAACAGGUUGCGUUUAUUGAGGAGAUAUGUAGAACUGCACCAAUUCAAUAUCUCUAUGAGUAUCUGUGUUCAAAGGGUAUUGUGUCUGAAGGUCAUCAAGAAUUCAAAAGGUUGUUGACCAGUCUUUGGUUUGAUCUAUAUGGUCGAGGCGGUACAUCUAGCUGUUCUUCGGCCUUUGAACAUGUUUUUGUUGGAGAAAUCAAGAGUCGCGGAGAACAGUCAGUUUCUGGCUUCCAUAAUUGGCUUCAGUUCUAUAUGGAAGAAGCAAAGGGGAGGGUUGACUAUCAAGGUUAUAUCUUUCCACGAAGGCGUGGGGAGACGCCUGACUCGGAGACACAGUUGUUAACAAUCCAGUUUGAAUGGAAUGGUGUGCUGAAAUCAGUCUCGAGCACGAUGAUCGGGGUAAGCCCAGAAUUUGAGAUAGCUCUGUAUACAUUGUGUUUCUAUAUGGGCGGUGAGGAUAACCAUGUUGAGCUUGGUCCAUACUAUGUUAACAUUAAGUGUUACCGUCUCGGCAACAAACUUGGAUCUGCCUUUCCCAUUGCAGAUGAAUGAACAAUAUGAUUUGACUAUAAAGAUUGCUGUACCAUAAACUCUAUAUGUUCUUAUUUGCUUUUGUUGUGAAGCCCUUUUUAAAGUGUAUUCGAUUAUACAAACUCUGUCAACAUUUUCAAGAGGAUGUAAACGUUUCAGUAUGAAAUGUUUUAUUGGUGAUAA
Molecule: messenger RNA, 1562 nt
Organism: Erigeron canadensis
Lineage: Eukaryota; Viridiplantae; Streptophyta; Magnoliopsida; Asterales; Asteraceae
Product: poly(U)-specific endoribonuclease-B-like
Exons: 7
Coding region: 147-1400 (417 amino acids)
Molecular function (GO): RNA endonuclease activity
Source: RefSeq, a predicted model, not a curated record